Eurypyga helias (sunbittern) is the source of this 1417-nucleotide messenger RNA. Its product is annotated as endothelin B receptor. Bases 28 to 837 code for a protein of 269 amino acids. Gene Ontology annotation, cellular component: membrane. NCBI's taxonomy places the organism in Eukaryota, Metazoa, Chordata, Aves, Eurypygiformes, Eurypygidae. Gene Ontology annotation, molecular function: endothelin receptor activity. The transcript has 6 exons. Gene Ontology annotation, biological process: regulation of blood pressure; enteric nervous system development; G protein-coupled receptor signaling pathway. The record is from RefSeq and is a predicted model, not a curated record.
GCAGAGGACUGGCCCUUCGGUGUCGAAAUGUGCAAAUUGGUACCCUUCAUUCAAAAGGCAUCAGUGGGCAUCACAGUGCUGAGUUUGUGUGCCCUCAGUAUAGAUAGGUACCGAGCAGUUGCUUCUUGGAGUCGCAUUAAAGGAAUUGGAGUGCCAAAGUGGACUGCUGUUGAAAUUGUACUGAUCUGGGUUAUAUCAGUGAUAUUGGCUGUUCCAGAAGCUAUUGCAUUUGACAUGAUUACGAUGGAGUACAGAGGAAAGGAUCUUAGAAUCUGCCUGCUUCAUCCCACGCAGAAAACAUCCUUUAUGAUGUUUUACAAGCAAGCCAAAGACUGGUGGCUGUUUAGCUUUUACUUCUGUUUGCCACUGGCUAUCACAGCAUUUUUCUAUACUCUCAUGACCUGUGAGAUGUUACGGAAGAAAAGUGGGAUGCAGAUUGCUUUAAAUGACCACUUAAAACAGAGACGUGAGGUGGCCAAAACUGUGUUCUGUCUGGUACUUGUUUUUGCCUUGUGCUGGCUUCCACUUCACUUAAGCAGAAUAUUGAAACUAACUAUUUAUGAUCAGAAGGACCCCAACAGAUGUGAACUUUUAAGCUUUUUUCUUGUGAUGGACUACAUUGGCAUUAACAUGGCUUCACUGAAUUCCUGCAUCAAUCCGAUAGCUCUGUAUUUGGUGAGCAAAAGAUUCCAAAACUGCUUUAAGUCAUGCUUGUGUUGCUGGUGCCAAUCCAAAGAUCUGUUGUCCCUGGAGGAAAGGCAGUCCUGUUUAAAGUUCAAAGCUAAUGAUCACGGAUAUGAUAAUUUCCGCUCCAGUAACAAGUACAGCUCUUCAUAAAACAAGCAUAAAAAGGUAUAUUCUCUUACAUUAAUACUGGUGCCUUUUAAAGUAGAAGUGGCAAUUACUUUUACUGAGAUGGUAACAUCUAGUUUUGUGUUUGCACAAAAAAGAACCUUAAAAAAUAUGUUUUUAAAACCAGCACAUGCUCCCAGACCGUGUCACAUUGAAAAUCAGAGACUUGUAUAAAAUCGUCAUUUAUGGAACAUGAAGAAAAGCGUAGAAAGAAGAAGUCAUUGUUAGCACUUGAAUACUUCUGAAUCAGCACUUCCAAAUGAUCCCCACUUCCUGUACAUUAAACAAUCAUUUGUAUUCGCUGUAACAGUUGUAGGAACUGAAGUCACAGUAAUUGCUAAGCAUUAUACUAUAAUGUUAAUUUGAUCAAAGUCAUUGGUAUAUAUAACUCCAUGUAUUGUAUUGUCUUUUAUAAAGCAGAUUAACCACCAUCACUAUUGCAUUUUUUUAAAAAUAAAACAUGAACUAUUUUGUAAUAGAAGUUUAAAUGUAAAAAUGUAGAAUUUUUAUCAGGGGUAUUAUAGAGGUAGUUAAUGAAGAUAUUAAAGGAUGCAGUCAAGUCAAA